Molecule: messenger RNA, 1876 nt
Organism: Manis pentadactyla (Chinese pangolin)
Lineage: Eukaryota; Metazoa; Chordata; Mammalia; Pholidota; Manidae
Gene: COMMD5
Product: COMM domain containing 5
Exons: 1
Coding region: 1038-1703 (221 amino acids)
Cellular component (GO): nucleus
Source: RefSeq, a predicted model, not a curated record
GUUGGCUCGGGGACCGGGGCUGCCUUUCGCGGGCGGGAGCAGGGGCGGAUGGCCGGAACGGGACCCUUGAGGCCGGUGGCUUCCCCUGGGUACUGGUGGGUGAGGACUCGAGCGGGCCGCUCGCCGCUCCUGAAACUGGCCAGGCAGCGAGGGAACGUCCGAGCGGUUGGCGGCGGGUGGUCGUUGACGACCAGCGUGCGGGACCGGCCUUCCCGGGAGAGUGGAGUCCGAGGAGGCCGUAGAGGGAGCCCGGCGCUCCUUCGCACGACCCCGCUGCGCCGCGAGGACCUGGGGCUUGGGGCUGGGCGCUGCGCUUGGCUAGGCUCCGUCCCAGCCCGCGGUGCGGCUGUGUGGGCAGAGCACCCUCCUCCUGCAAACGCAGGCGUGUGGGCUGGUCACCUGAGACGUGCCGUGACCUUUGUGCUGCUCCUGUUUUUCAGCGUCACAGCCCUUUUCUCCAUACCGCCGGUACCUCGGUUGCCUCACGCCCCUCAGGCCCACCUCCCGGGAGGUUGUUCCCCUGUGCUGUGGUGGAAAAAGUGGGCCUCAGAGUAGAUAGGCCUGGGUUCUAGUUCCAACUUGGGACGCUGAGCUUAAGCCUCGGGCUUCUUCCUGUGAGGAGAGGAUAAUAGCCUGCUCCUGCAGAGCAGAGUAGUCAAGUGCCUUGGACGGUGGCUGCUGUCUCUGUGUUCUGUGGACGUUUUUCCUUCAUUCUUUCGUUUUUUAAAGAAAUAUGUGUGCGCCCCUGUUUUAUGGUUCUCUUCCUUCCCCCCACCUCAUCUCCCUUCCUGGCCAACUCCAACCUGCCCUCUUCCCAGGACCCCUUUGCCACUUGCUUCCGGGGCAUCACCUGUCACAUUUACUAUCACCAGUGCUUCAGGCUUUUAGCGCCUGGUAGGUGAAGACCGUGUCCGCAUUCAUUGGUCCCAAGGACAUGGGAGUCACUGGGCUUUUCUCUCCUCCCGACCCAGGCAUUUGCAGCUGGGACCCAUCCUGUAGGUUGGCUGAUCAAAGAGGAAAAAGCAGCAGUGUCUGCCAUGGGGGCUACAGCUCCAUACCUGCAUCACUCAGGUGACAGUAACAGAGGCCGGGUGAGUUUUCUGGGGGCCCAGCUCCCCCCAGAACUGGCAGCAAUGCCCCGGCUCCUGGGGGACCUGGACAGGGGCACGUUCAGGAAGUUGUUGAAACUGGUGGUUAGCAGCCUGCAAGGAGAGGACUGCCAGGAGGCUGUGCAGCGCCUUGGGGCUGGUGCAGACCUGCCGGAGGAGCGGUUGGCUGCACUGCUAGCUGGCACACACACCCUGCUCCAGCAAGCGCUCCGGCUGCCCGCCACCAGCCUGAAGCCCGAUGCCUUCAAGGACCAGCUCCAGGAGCUCUGCAUCCCCCAAGACCUGGUCAUGGACUUGGCCAGUGUGGUGUUUGGAAGCCAGCGGCCUCUCCUCAACUCUGUGGCCAGGCAUCAGGGGGCCUGGCUGCCCCAUGUUGCCAACUUGAGGUGGAGGGUGGAUGUGGCGAUCUCCACCAGCACCCUGGCCCGCUCCCUGCAGCCAAGUGUCCUGAUGCAGCUGCAGCUUUCGGAUGGGUCAGCCCACCGCUUCGAGGUCUCCUCAGCCAAGUUCCAGGAGCUGCGGUACAGUGUGGCCCUGGUCCUGAAGGAGAUGGCUGACCUAGAGAAGAGGUGUGAGCACAGAUUGCAGGACUGAGGGACUGCCAGGCUUGUGGUCCCUGGGGGGUUUCUGGCAGGCAGGCAACUCCAAGGCAAAGCCUGCCUUCCCAAGUGGCACUCUUCAUAUAAAGUACAUAUGAUGUUAUUCUCUGUUUAAUUGAAAAAGACAGCUGUAUCUUCAUUUUUUGGAAGUAAAGUACUGUAAAAACA